Messenger RNA from Populus trichocarpa (black cottonwood), 623 nucleotides. Its product is annotated as acyl-CoA-binding protein. Lineage: Eukaryota; Viridiplantae; Streptophyta; Magnoliopsida; Malpighiales; Salicaceae. The record is from RefSeq and is a predicted model, not a curated record. Gene Ontology annotation, molecular function: fatty-acyl-CoA binding. Gene Ontology annotation, biological process: fatty acid metabolic process. The transcript is spliced from 4 exons. Bases 156 to 428 code for a protein of 90 amino acids.
GAAACUACGUACAAACGCUAAAUGAAUAUGCUCCUCAAUCAACGAAGUGGUGAACUCUGAAACCACUCCUACACUAUAUAACAUGCCUCCUCCUCCUCUUCGUUCAAUCUAAAAAGAAAAUCAAGAAGCAGACGGAUUCCAUUUCAAGUAACGCAAUGGGUUUGCAGGAGGAAUUUGAGGAGCACGCUGAGAAAGCCAAGACACUGCCAGAAAAUACAACAAAUGAGAACAAACUUAUUCUCUAUGGGCUCUUCAAGCAAGCCACUGUUGGACUAGUGAACACCAGCCGCCCUGGUAUUUUCAACAUGAGGGACAGGGCAAAGUGGGAUGCAUGGAAGGCUGUUGAAGGGAAAUCCAAGGAGGAAGCAAUGAGUGACUAUAUCACCAAGGUUAAGCAGUUGCUGGAAGAAGCUGCUGCUUCUGCCUAGUGGAGUGACCAUUUAUUUAUGUUCAUGUUUCCUUGUGUUUGAAAUAGUAGAAACACAAGUUAAUAAUUUGUUGUAUUGAAACCUUUUCUCUGAAUUCUGCCCCUUAAGUUAGUUUUGUUAGCGUGUGCUUCCAUUAAAACUGGUUUGGAACUAUGUUGGGAUGAUUUAUAGUUAAUGUCUUAUCAUUGUCUGAUC